UACACCCUGCUAAUGCGGGAUAGAGUAUCCAUUGCCAGACAAUUCGUUUCUUUGACAGAGUGUGUGACGACAGUCCAGAAACUUUCUACGCAGGCUUACCGUUCGCUGUAGAAGAAUCAUAUUUCAAUCCCUUGCUUCGAGUGAAAGCGAGUUUCAAGCCGCUGGUUCGAGUAAAAGCGCGAGGAACGCAAGGAUGGGCGGUGCUACGCAGACGACCAGCCUGAAUUCCGAGAACCACGAAUCGACGAUACCGGAAGCGUCGGAAUCAGGGUACAAUGAGCAUGUUCGGCAUCAUGGUGGGAAUAGCGGUGAUCCCGAAACCGCACCGAUACUCCCGUCGACGGCUCCAGUCCUCGGCGUGCCUUUGUUGUCGGCGCCCGUCCCUGGCGAAUAUGUGCACCCGGGGGGAGCUUCACCCUGGCAGACGGGCCUGUUCGGCUGCUGUGACAACAACGGCUUCGAGAGUGGCAGCGACUGCAAGAUAUGCUGUCUGGGCUUCUUCUGCUCGCCGUGCCUCUUCGGCACCAACCGCGAGAUGCUGACUGGCGACGAGAGCGAGUGCUGUCGCUGCUGCUGCUCCUUCUAUCUCAUAGGAGUCGCUGCGGAGCUCGCUGCGAUUCAGGGGUACCCGCUUGCGUUUGUGACCUAUUUGUUUCCGCUGUUCACCUCGCAGACGCGCGCCGAGAUUCGACGCACCUACGGCAUUCAGAGUGAGGCGCACUGUAUGUGCAGAGAUCCUUCGCCCCUCAGUGAGAGGGUGUGUGACUGCUGCAUCCACGCCUGGUGCCUGGGAUGCGCGCUCUGCCAGGAGUCCCGAGAGCUCAUGCGCCGUCCCACCGCUGGAAGGGGAAGGUUUCUGCAGAUGAAGCCUACUGUGGCUCCACUCACACAGACAAUGCAUCCCUAGGGAGAAGCAGUGCAUAAAAGUUUUGUGUGACUGGUGGCUGAGGCUGCCUGCUGGAAGGGGGGGAAGGUUGUCAAACAUGUGUAAUCUGUAAUGUUUGUAUAGACUGUAUAGGGUCACCUUUUAGAGGGUACAACCCUUAGAUAUAUUUCCUUGUACACAGGUUUUCUAA
Messenger RNA from Closterium sp. NIES-67, 1076 nucleotides. The record is from the annotation of a GenBank genome assembly. NCBI's taxonomy places the organism in Eukaryota, Viridiplantae, Streptophyta, Zygnematophyceae, Desmidiales, Closteriaceae.